AUGCUUCGCCGGAACAGCUGCAAAGGCCCGAAUCACCGCCCCCUGAGCAGGAGCCGGUCAUCCGUCUCGGUGGUGAGAAAUCCUGUCCAUGAGCUUACGGGCAUCGAGCCUUUGGCAGCCGAACGAGACGCAUGCCUUGCCGCAACCAUCUCGUACAGCAAGACGCAGCCUCCUCAGGGGAAUGGCGCGGCAAAGUCUCCUCGUCUGCAUCGCCAGCACAGCGUGAGGUUUGCCGGCCCCAACGCCCAGCCUCAAAGGAAACUCGCUACGCGGGCAAGCAUGGCCGCGGUGGGCGGUAGCAAUAUGCCACGGCGUCUCGCUGGCUCUCAGCAGCUCUCUCAAUCAUCUUUCGAACCAGGGGACGACGCUGCAUCGUUAUCGUACGCGAGGCUACGUAAAUCGAGAUCCAUGUAUUCUUCUUCGAUGAGCAAAGCACCAAACUACUCGACGGACAACGGCGACCAUUCCGAUGUGUUCGACGCAUGGGGAGCAAUGCCACGGCUCUCGUCGCUGGCCAAGAAGGAAAACGAGCCCUUCCGUGGCUCAGAUGGGCCAGCACUCAGGACGCCUAGAUCCAUGGGCUUCCUCUCAAGCAACCAUGACAGAUCCACGUGUCGAACGAGCAUUACCAGCAGUCGUGUAUCCGACCAGCAUGCACAAGGUAGCUUCUACGAGGCGCCAGACCACUCCACUCGCCUACAGAGUCGGCCAUCGAGUUUCUUUCGCUCAAGCUACAAGUACACUCCGAACCCAACGAGCUUUCCCAAAUCUCUCCGAACUAGCAGCACCAACACGACGCUUCUCUCUUCGGCGCAUGCUUACGGAACUAGGAUUUCCAAUGUCCCUUUGAAGCAGCCCAAGCUGCGGACUACAGCUCGUAAAAUCUCAAAGUCGCUCAAGAGCAGGAUCAAGGGGCUGUUCAGUCGUCCCAAGAGUAGAGAUGGCACCGCGGACCAAGCGGAAGAACAUCCCCAUGAGCUUGAGUCGAAUGGCGGCAGCAGUUAUCGUGACCAGACGCCAACAGGGGCACCACAAGAGGCGUCCGUCUACCGUGUGGUAUCUCAUGUGCCCUCUUUCCAUUCGGUGCCACAGAGCCAACAGCUCAGGUCUCGACAGGGCAGCUUGGGAACGAUCGGGGUCGAAGAGGGUACGCUGGACGAUGAUAAAUCGCGAGUCACUAGCUGGACCAACUCUACUACGGCCACCAUUGCUAAUCGGCCAUUGUCGGCCAACUGGAGUCGUCAGUACUCGUCCGGCUUUGGACAAGAUGGCAUUGACGCCUUGCCUUCAUCACACGACCAGGUGGCAGUGCAUCAGGAUGGUCCGCCACCUGCUGGUCCCAUUGUCAAUAGCCAGCGCGUGUACUCGGCGCUCAUGAAGAGACUGCAAGAAAAGCGCAGUGAACAUCCUUCGACGGUCCAAGAUGACGUGGCCCCGGAUCCCCUUGAAGCAGACACCACCCGGAGCACAUCGACAAUCAGACGGCAAACCCGCCACAUAAUGUAUGAAGGCUCUACGCACACAAUUCGCCAUGUUCCGUAUGACGAUGACGUCUUCCAAGAUCGCACUGAAAGGAGACCUGUAUCGUGCUGUUCUUCAGGAUCUACCCAAAGCGUCGUCCAGCCACGCCCAUCCUCCGACUCCAUGCGGAACUCCGGCCGGGAAGCUUGCCCCAGCCUGGACACCGAGGGAGAAUCCGGGGUUUCUCCCAGUAGAAGCACCAUGAAGCCACCCGCAUCUGCCGAAUCGCAGAAGCGGCCGCUGUCCAGCCGGAGCUCAGCCUUCUUUGCUAGCCCUACGUGCCACCUAUUCCGCACGACAAGUCCGUAUCGUCGCGCAUUGCGAGAAAGCAUGAAGGCUGCUCACGGUGGCAGCAAACCUCAAACGCCGGAUAGCAAGUAUCUCAGGUCCCUCUCUGCACUCAGCCUCCCUACGCGCCGCCCAAGCACAGAGGGAUCGCACGAUGACGCACGAGGAGCAUACGCAGAGAGCGUGUACUCUGACAAUAGUGACCAGCAUGCGCUUAACAAUGGUUACCCCCGAUCUCCUUCAAAAGUCACAGACAGAGAGGCAGAGUUCAAAGGUCACGGCGAUGCUACCAUCUUCCUUGAAAGCGAAAGACGACGACCAGGAGCGUCGGGUCAUCACGCGCGAGAUAGCUCCUCUACCAGCUCCGUCGAAUGGAAGACGUGGCUCAGCGCCAACGUGUCCAAGCUGGAGACACCUCCAACCACACUGAACCCGGAGUUCCCGCAUGAGCCUUCGAGUGUCUCUCAGGCCUAUGGACACGUCAGAGAAAAGACGGAAAUUGGGUCUGAUGGGAAUCAAUCUCCUCAGGGUAUCCCCGAUGCUGAGUUGUCGCCGAGAAUUGCCUCCAGUGAAGAGGUCUAUCAGCCAGCCACCUUUACCGCAAUGGCGAGAGCAAAGUUCAAUCUCACGAGUCCCUGGCAAUCUCAAACUACAGCUACCAACGAAAACUCGCCGCCAACGUCGGGAAUCCGACCCAAGACAGUAUGCAGCAUGGACAGCUCACCAGUGGCUCUGAAAGGCAAUCUGCGAACCAUUCCGUCCAUGCCCAACGUCAAUACAUACGCCUCGGCCAAUCUUGAAUCUUCGCUGGAAGUGCCACCCCUAUUCUCAACCAUUGGGCAUGCCAAGUCAGUGGCCCCUUUGCGGGAAGAGACCCGCCUCAAGCGACAGUCGCGGGCACGCCUCGGGCCAAACGACAGCUCGGCCAAGUCCAGUCCCGGCUUCACAACCGCUCUUGAGAGGCAAUUUGGUGUGAGCAAGAUGGGCUCACCGGGGGUUUGGAAGUCCUCGGGGCCGUCGUACGAAGCUGAUAGCGCCCUCAGUUCAGAAGCAGAUCCUGGCGUGGACGAACUGGGACGGCGGGAGCUUGCGGCGCAGGCGAUGGGUAGCCGGAGGAUGGUGGACCUGUUCCUGAGCAGUCGACGGAAGAGAAGCCCGAGUAGCCAGAUGCGGCAGAGCAGCGAUAGCAUGCCGGGUGCUUUUAUCUAA
Molecule: messenger RNA, 3018 nt
Organism: Trichoderma citrinoviride
Lineage: Eukaryota; Fungi; Ascomycota; Sordariomycetes; Hypocreales; Hypocreaceae
Exons: 1
Coding region: 1-3018 (1005 amino acids)
Source: RefSeq, a predicted model, not a curated record